AGCUCGAGUCGUCUCCUUGGUCUCUGGGUAGUUACAUCCAGCGAAAAUUCAACAAAUAUCUAAACUGAAGUAGUUCGUUUAGUGACGAUUUUCUUCAGAAUAAGUGCGCGUUUUUGGUGUUUUAAGUGAAGUUAUAAAUUGUUUGAUCACAAAAAAGAAAACUAUGGCUGCAUUCAUUGAACCACAUUACAGUGCCUUAUGGCAAGGACAGGGUGGACAUGGAAACCUGACCGUCGUCGACAAAGUGCCCCUGGAAAUGCAGCAUUUGGUCGACGCGCAUUGGUACCAAUUUCCACCAAUGAAUCCGUUGUGGCAUUCGAUUCUAGGAUUCGCCAUCUUUGUAUUAGGAUGUAUUUCAAUAAUUGGCAAUGGAAUGGUAGUCUACAUAUUUACAUCGACCAAGAGCCUCCGAACUCCCUCGAAUCUGUUGGUUGUCAAUUUAGCCGUCUCUGACUUUUUGAUGAUGUUCACAAUGGCACCACCGAUGGUUAUCAAUUGCUAUUACGAAACCUGGGUGUUAGGUCCAUUGAUGUGUGAAAUAUACGGACUAUGCGGCUCAUUAUUCGGUUGUGCAUCAAUAUGGAGCAUGACAAUGAUCGCAUUUGACCGAUACAAUGUUAUUGUAAAGGGCUUGUCCGGCAAACCAUUGACGAAUGGUGGUGCAAUGCUGAGAAUUCUCUUCGUGUGGGGAUUUUCCGGAAUCUGGACCAUCUUCCCUCUAUUCGGUUGGAAUCGUUAUGUGCCAGAAGGAAAUAUGACCGCCUGCGGAACUGACUAUAUCACAAAAGAUUGGUUCAGCCGAUCCUACAUUCUCGCGUACUCGGUCGCCUGCUACUAUUCUCCAUUCUUCCUAAUCGUCUACUCGUAUUGGUUCAUUGUACAGGCUGUCGCUGCCCACGAAAAAAAUAUGCGAGAACAAGCUAAGAAAAUGAAUGUUGCCAGCUUGCGAUCAGCAGAAAAUCAGAAUACCAGUGCCGAAUGUAAAUUGGCUAAAGUUGCUCUCAUGACCAUUUCAUUGUGGUUCAUGGCAUGGACACCGUACUGCGUAAUCAACUACACUGGAAUUUUCGAAGGUGGCAACAUCACCCCAUUGUUCACAAUUUGGGGAUCCUUGUUCGCUAAAGCUAACAGUGUGUACAAUCCAAUCGUAUACGCAAUCAGCCAUCCGAAAUACAAAGCUGCUUUGUCCAAGAAAUUCCCAGCGCUAUCUUGCGCUGAUGGAGGAUCUGGUGAUAAUCAAUCAGUUGCAUCCGGCGUAACAGCAGUCUCAGAUGAGAAACAAGUAUCGGCUUAAUUAUCACGGACCUGAUCAAUCGACCUGGACAAGAAUUUUACGACGCUCUGUAAAUAAUGUUAUCAAAAGAAAAAAAUCUCCAUAUUUUGUAUGCACACCGUUCCAUCAAGACAUCGAAAAUUUUUGAAAUCUGAUGAUGUUAAAGUGCUGGAUUCGACCUUUGCACCGUGACACCGUAUCGUAACGUGAAGUGAAUCCAGAACUUUAAAGGAUUUAUUGGAAUCAAUAAAUAGUAAAAAAUAGGUAAAACUGUCCCUAUUUACAAUGUGAUUACUUUGAAGUAUUCUGUAAAUUAUUAAUAAAGUUAUACCAACAUGCA
This is a messenger RNA of Bradysia coprophila, 1613 nucleotides long. It is a transcript of the gene Rh6, whose product is annotated as Rhodopsin 6. The record is from RefSeq and is a predicted model, not a curated record. NCBI's taxonomy places the organism in Eukaryota, Metazoa, Arthropoda, Insecta, Diptera, Sciaridae. Gene Ontology annotation, cellular component: membrane. Gene Ontology annotation, biological process: phototransduction; G protein-coupled receptor signaling pathway; visual perception. Gene Ontology annotation, molecular function: G protein-coupled receptor activity.